Corythoichthys intestinalis (scribbled pipefish) is the source of this 4658-nucleotide messenger RNA. It is a transcript of the gene antxr1d, whose product is annotated as ANTXR cell adhesion molecule 1d. Lineage: Eukaryota; Metazoa; Chordata; Actinopteri; Syngnathiformes; Syngnathidae. The coding region runs from base 230 to 1921 and encodes 563 amino acids. The transcript is spliced from 18 exons. Gene Ontology annotation, molecular function: transmembrane signaling receptor activity. Gene Ontology annotation, cellular component: cell surface; plasma membrane. The record is from RefSeq and is a predicted model, not a curated record.
CUCUCCUCCAUCCUGUCCAACCCUUGAGCUUUUUUCCCCACCCCAGCCCAAAAGGGAAUAUUCAGCGAGGCCGGCUUCCACUCAACGCCUGUGUGGAACGACACGCCUCGGCUACACGAAGCAGAAACGAGCGAGACACGCCGAUGAUAUAUUAGCGGAUGUUUGAAGGACAAUGUGAAAAUUUGCGGCGCUGUUGCUGGAGAGCUAAACUACGAGCGGGGAAGGAAAGAUGGCGAGGAGGCGCAUCAGCAGCCUCCUCACUUCGCUUCUGCUGGGACUUUUCCUCCUCCAUGUGUCGGUGAAAGGAGUGCAACAACAGGAGCAACGGCAAGAAGAGGAGGAGCGGUCCUGUCAGGGCGCCUUCGACCUCUACUUUGUCCUCGACAAAUCAGGAAGUGUAAAGCAUCACUGGAUCGAGAUUUACUCGUUUGUGGAGCAGCUGGCAGAGAAAUUUAUCAGCCCCAUGUUGAGAAUGUCCUUUAUAGUCUUCUCGACGCAUGGCAAAAUCAUCAUGAAGUUAACUGAGAACAGGGAAGCCAUCACUGGAGGGCUCAGAGCUCUAAAAAGUGUGAUUGCAGGAGGAGACACAUUUAUGAACCUUGGCCUGGAGAUGGCAAAUGCACAGAUUUAUCAAGAGAAUCAAGGGACAGCCAGCGUUAUCAUUGCAUUGACUGAUGGGGAAUUGAACGAGUGGCAGUUUGACACGGCUCAACGUGAGGCUCAGAGGGCCAGGUCUAUGGGAGCAAUUGUGUACUGUGUCGGGGUCAAAGAAUUUAACCAGACCCAGCUUGCAACCAUUGCGGACACCAUGGAACAUGUGUUUCCUGUGUGGGGGGGCUUCCAAGCCCUCAGGGGAAUCAUUGACUCGAUCAUCAAGAAGUCCUGCAUUGAGAUUCUCGCAGCUGAGCCAUCCAAUGUGUGUGCAGGAGAGAGCUUUCAGGUUGUGGUGAGAGGAAAUGGCUUUCUACAUGCCAGAAAUAUUGACCAGGUCCUCUGCAGCUUCAAAUUAAAUGACACACACACUCUAGAUGAAAGACCAGCUGGGAUAGAGGAUACAUUCCUUCUCUGUCCUGCUCCUGUUAUUGAAGAAGCAGGGAGGGUGAUCUACCUUCAGGUGAGCAUGAAUGAAGGCCUAUCCUACAUCACCAGUUCAGUUCACAUCACAACAACUGAAUGUUUUGACGGAACUAUUGUGCUGAUUUCUUUGCUGGUGGUUUUCUUGCUGUUGGCCCUGCUACUCAUGUGGUGGUUUUGGCCUCUCUGCUGCACUGUGGUCAUCAAAGAACCGCCACCUCCACCUCCUCCUGAGCCUGAAUCGGACGAUGAAGAUGGGAUGCCCAAGAAAAGGUGGCCCACAGUGGACGCAUCUUACUACGGAGGACGAGGAGUUGGGGGCAUCAAACGAAUGGAGGUGCGCUGGGGGGAAAAAGGCUCCACCGAGGAGGGCGCCAAGCUGGACAAACCAAAAAACGCUGUCGUCAAAAUGCCAGAGCAAGAAUUUGAGCCUUUUGAGCCCAAACCUCGCAAAGCUAACCGCAGACCCACCCAGCAGAGGAGGUGGUACACACCUAUUCAGGGUAAGCUGGAUGCCCUGUGGGCUCUCUUGAGAAGAGGCUACGACCAAGUCUCUUUGAUGAGGCCUCAGCCUGGAGAUCAGGGGCGCUGCAUACGCUUCCACAGAGUCAGAGAAGGAGUGUCAGCCACAUACACCCACGCCGUGCCCUCUACGCCCGCUCCCACCGCUUCCCUUCCUCCUGCGCCUGCCGAGCAACGACCCCUCGUCUCCAACUCUGUCCCGCGCACCAAGCCCCCGUCCAGAGGGCCCCGCACCACGCCUCCGUCACGCACGCUCCCUCCCGGACCGCCCCCGUCCCGCGCGCCCCCAGGCCCCCCGCCUUCCAGACCCCCUCCCAGGCUGUGAUGACGAAGAUAAUACAUGUGCUCCCUCUUAUGCAAGCUUAAGGGCCUUGUUGCUGGACAGCAAAAGCAUACUAUAUUUAUCCUCACAUGCAAACCAGCCAGCCUUUUUGUUACUUCAGUACUCACAUGGUGACUAAUAGGAAGAAGAGCAUGUUAGAUUUUAGAUCGGUGGUGAACGCGUAUUACUUUUAGGACAAUCCCAUGGCACAUACAGACAACCACUAACAGCUAAAAGUAUAGUGAACCUAACGUGCAUGUUUUUAGAAUGUGGGAGUUGAACUGAGAAUCUCUGAGCUAUGGGACAGAUGUGCAAACCACUAAGCAAUCACGCUUGAUUGUUGCAUCAUUUUUUUAUUCUCACAUAGGAAAAAGGCUUGCCACCUCCGAGCUGCGUAGAAUGUUCUGUGUCAUUUUUUGCUGGGUGUUAUUAAAUGAGAUUUUCAUUUUAAAAAAAUUUAAAACAAAAAAAAAAAAAAAUACAAUAUAAGCGCAUUAAAGUUUUUUUUUUUUCCUUCAAUGUAGACUACCCUUAAAGUUGUCCUUUUACAUUUCACAACCUGCUAAAACCUAAAUUGCAACUGCAGGGCAGUUUCUACAGAUUGUAUUUAUUUUAUUAGCCAAGGAUGAGUCCAACACUACGGUUUUACUUUUUGAAGCAAUGGCAAGGUAUUUUUAUUUAAAAAGUUAUUUUCAUUAUAUUAUACAGUGGUACCUCUACUUACGAAAUUAAUUGGUUCUGGAAGUAGUUUUGCAAUUUAAAUUUCUGUGAAUAGACACAUUUUUCCAUGUCCAUAUUCCCCUAAUCCAUUUCAAGCCCCCAGAAUUGAGACAUACUGUGGUAUGAAAAAGUAUCUGAACCUUUUGGAAUUUCUUACAUUUUUGCAUAAAAUCACCAUCAAAUGUGAUCUUUGUCAAAAUCACACAGAAUUCAAAACAGUGUCUGCCUUAACUAAAACCACCCAAACAUGUAUAGGUUUUCAUAAUUUAAUGAGGAUGGCAUGCAAACAAUGACAGAAGGGGGGAAAAAUAUGUAAACCCUCUGCUUAAGGAGACUUAAAAUGUUUGGUAAAAAUUGGUUUCAAUUGCUCAAUAAGUCAGGUGUGUGCCCAAUCACGAAUGAGUGGUUUAAAACUGCCCUGCCCACUAUAAAAAAAACACCUGGUACGAAUUGUCUUGAUGAGCAGCAGUCUGAUGGGCAUCAUGGCUCUGUCAAAAAAUAUGUCUGAAGACCUGCGAUCAAGGAUUGUCGGCAGUAAGAGAGUUUGUCUACAAAUGGAGAGUUUGGCACUGUUGCUUCUUUCCCAAGCAGUGGCCAUCCACCAAAGAUGCCAAGAGUUCAGUGCAGAAUACUCAGAGAGGUAAAAAAGAACCCUAGAUUGUCUGCUAAAGACUUACAGAAAUCACUGGCACAGUCCAAUAUGUCUCUGCUUACAUCAACUAUAUGCAAAACUAUGGCCAAGAAUGGUGUUCUUGGGAGGAAGCCACUGCUGUCUAAAAAAAAAUUGUUGCUUGUUUAAUGUUUGCAAAAAGGCACUUGGACACUCCACAGACGUUUUGGCAAAAUAUUUUGUGGACUAAUGAAACCAAAGUUGAAUUUUUGGGGAGUAACACAACAACGUGUGGAGGAAAAAUGGAACAGCUCACCAACAUCAACACCUCAUCGUCACAGUGAAGCACGGUGGAGGGAGCUUAUUAAUUUAGGGCUGCUUGGCUGCCUCAGGGCCUGGACAACUUCCAAUCAUUAAUGGAAGAAGGAAUUCAAAAGUUUAUCAGGAUGUUUUCCAGGCAGGAAAACCUGAGGCCGUCUGUCAGACAUUUGAAGCUUAAAAGGGGAUGGAUGCUGCAACAAGACAAUGAUCCAUAACACAGAAGUAGAUCAACUUCAGAAUGGUUUCAAAAGAACAAAAUACACGUUCUGGAGUGGCCAAGUCAAAGUUCAGAAUUGAACACCAUUGAGAUGCUGUGGCAUGACCUAAAGACAGCGAUUCAUGCCAGACAUCCCAGGAAUCAGAACUACAGCAGUUUUAUCGAGAAGAAUGAUCAGGACUAAUCUUGGGGGUGGGGGGGGGGCACAAAGUAUUAAAUGUGAUGGUUCUUAUUUUUCACCCUUCUGUCAUUGUUUGCAUACUAUCAUUAAAAUAUGAAAACCUAUAAAUGUUUGGGUUGUUUUAGUUAAGGCAGACACUUUUUUCAUCUGUGUGAUUUUUGACAUCACAUUUUGGUGAUUUUGUGCGGAAAUGUGAGAAAUUCCAAAAGGUUCAGAUAGUUUUUCAUACCACUGUAAAUCUUUUGUAAAGCAUCAAAACAUGUAACAAAUACAUGUUACAAUUAGAUUGUUAAACAAUAAACAAAUCACACUUGUGCACCAUGUAAAAAACACAAGAGGGGCGAAUGGACACAGACACAGUACAGGUCCCUCUUCGCCAAUGAACAGCAGAGCAGCUAUAUAUACGUUCAAUGAACUUGAAUUUGCCUUAAGGUAUCCUGAAAUUUCUUUGGUAACAGGCAAUAUUUUCCCAUUGAGGCGCGUCUUAACCGGAAAAUUCUCUAUGUAGAGAUGUUUGUAAGUAGAGGUACCACUGUAUAGAAAUAAAGCCCAUUAGACUGAUUUUCUGUUGUUUUUUAUUUUUUAACUCUAGUACCAAAGAUUCCCUUGUACCUUUCGUUUCAUUUACUGACUGAAAUAAUCACUCAGUUGCAUUAUUUCUGUAAUAACUUCAAUAAACUAUUUUUUUUAA